This is a messenger RNA of Salvelinus sp. IW2-2015, 4173 nucleotides long. Its product is annotated as protein kinase C epsilon type. Gene Ontology annotation, biological process: intracellular signal transduction; peptidyl-serine phosphorylation. Gene Ontology annotation, molecular function: ATP binding; diacylglycerol-dependent serine/threonine kinase activity. The record is from RefSeq and is a predicted model, not a curated record. Lineage: Eukaryota; Metazoa; Chordata; Actinopteri; Salmoniformes; Salmonidae.
UUAUCCGGCGCAGAGGGCAAGCGGCGCGGCUGACGCGUUUUGCGCAUUUCCUGAAGCUCGCGCUCACACUGGGAAACCGCUGCUGGCUGGAGAAACGGGUGAACGCGCACAGGGAGAGAUAUAGGGAGAGAAAGAGAGAGAGAGAGGAAAACGACAGACAGAUUGGGGGGGACCGAUAGCCGGUCACUGGUUAGCUCUUUAAACCGUGGGACCCACCGGAUAAGCAGACAGACAUCCCGGGAAAGAGGAGAACCAGUGCUGUUCAAGACAGAUUCUGUCGGAGCUGUUUACUGAGUUCGAGCUGCUUACAGCCGGCACGAGACACCGUGGAGGGAUUGCGGAUGUCUAGGUCUCCUCCCCCGCCCUGAGCCCGGGACAGCAGCUGCUCUACCGGGUACAGUCUCUGAUCAGAUGAUCAGGACCGGAGCCGUUCUCUGUGAUUCAUGAUCGGGCUUCUCUCCUUUCCCCCCACCACCGAGACCUAUUCUAUAGCGUCGUUAUUCGUUAUUUCUGCUAACGACAACCCUCGCUAUCUCUGCCAUCUGCACGGGACGGACUGUAAACAAACACAGAGUGCACCGUCUGUCGUCUGGUCCGACCUGGUUUGGCGCAAGCAGGCUCGGUACCUGACUGUGGGGUGUGUCCUAUAGACUCUAUUAAGGGCGAAGAGGGGUGUUUUUACCCAUGUUUACGUUUUAACAUGACCGUGUGUGUGAGACAGUGUGUGUAGGCUAUGUGUAUGUAUCUGUGACAGUGUGUUGUAAAUGUCUGACUGAAUGGAUUCUGGGAUGUAGGAUUACCUAUCUAAUAUGGUGACUAGUUAGAAAGAACAGACUUACAGACAGACGGACCAUCUGCACACACAUACACACCAACAUGCCAGUGUUCAGUGGGGUGUUGAAGGUGCGUGUGUGUGAGGCGGUGGAUUUGAAGCCCACCCCCUGGGCACUCCGCCAUGCAGGGGGGAAGAACUCAUCCUCAUUCCUCCUGGACCCCUACCUCACCCUCAACCUGGACCAGACCCACCUGGGACAGACCUGCACCAAGAACAGAAGCAACUCACCUGCAUGGAACCAGGACUUUACAGCCCAGAUGACUGACGGACGGAAAUUGGAGAUGUCAGUGUUCCAUGAUGCACCAAUCGGAUAUGACGACUUUGUGGCUAACUGCACCAUACAGCUGGAGGACAUUCUGCAGAACGGCAGCACACACUACCAGGCCUGGGUUGAUUUAGAACCAGAGGGGAAGGUCUAUGUGAUUAUCGAUCUGUCAGGAUCUUCUACUGAAGCCUCGGCAGCCAAUGAGAAUGAGGAGCGUGUGUUCCGAGAGCGGAUUGGUCCUCGGCGGCGGCAGGGGGCCGUCCGGAGGCGUGUCCACCAGGUUAACGGACACAAGUUCAUGGCCACGUAUCUACGGCAACCGACCUACUGCUCACACUGCCGAGACUUUAUCUGGGGAGUACUCGGAAAGCAGGGUUACCAAUGCCAGGUGUGCACAUGUGUGGUCCACAAGCGUUGCCAUGAGCACAUCAUCACCAAGUGUGCCGGGAUGAAGAAGCAGGAGGACACACCAGAGGAGGUUGGUGCCCAGAGGUUUAGUGUCAACAUGCCUCAUAAGUUCAGCAACCACAACUACAAGGCCCCUACCUUCUGUGACCACUGUGGAUCUCUACUAUGGGGACUAAUGAGGCAGGGGCUGCAAUGCAAGGUGUGUAAGAUGAAUGUCCACAAGAGGUGUGAGGCCAACGUAGCUCCCAACUGCGGGGUGGAUGCCAAAGGCAUCGCCAAAGUCCUGGCUGAAAUGGGAGUCACCCCUGACAAGAUCUCCACUACCGCACAGCGCAGGAAAAAGUUACCCCCAGGGUUAGACUCCCAGUCACCUUCAGAACUCUCAGACGAGCUUCCCCUCACCUCACCCUCACAGCAAGAGCUGUCCGAGUUGGAGCGGCUACAACCGGGGACGUCGCUAGAGGUGCAAGGUUCUCCCUCCUCCUCCACAUGCUCCUACGCCUCCUCUACCUCACGGGAGAACGGAGCAGUGAGGAGGACUCUCAAAGACUUCAGUUUCAUAAAGGUCCUGGGGAAAGGAAGCUUUGGAAAGGUGAUGUUAGCAGAGCUGAAAGGCAGUGAGGAGGUUGUUUGCCGUAAGGUGUUGAAGAAGGAUGUGAUCCAGCAGGAUGAAGACGUGGACUGCACCCUGACCGAGAAACGCAUCCUGGCCCUGGCACGCACACACCCCUACCUCUGCCAGCUCUACUGCUGCUUCCAGACCCGGGUACACACUACACACACACACGCACACAUGUACACACACACACACACACACAUAUACACUCACACCCCAACCCUCUCCCUACUUCUCCAGGACCGUCUGUUCUUCGUGAUGGAGUACGUGAACGGAGGAGACCUGAUGUUUCAGAUCCAACACUCCAGGAAGUUUGACGAGGCUCGCUCUCGCUUCUACGCUGCUGAAGUCACCUCCGCACUCAUGUUCCUGCACCGCAACGGGGUCAUUUACAGGGAUCUGAAGUUGGAUAACAUAUUGUUGGAUGCAGAGGGACACUGUAAGCUGGCAGACUUUGGCAUGUGUAAGGAGGGCAUCAUCAAUGGAGUCACCACCACCACAUUCUGUGGCACGCCUGACUACAUAGCCCCUGAGAUCCUGCAGGAGUUGGAGUACGGUCCAUCAGUGGACUGGUGGGCUCUGGGAGUGUUAAUGUAUGAGAUGUUGGCUGGCCAGCCUCCGUUUGAAGCAGACAACGAAGACGACCUGUUUGAGUCUAUCCUCCAUGACGAUGUCCUCUACCCCGUCUGGCUCAGCAAGGAGGCUGUAUCCAUCCUCAGAGCUUUUAUGACAAAGGCUCCAGCCCAGAGGUUAGGGUGUGUGUUGUCUCAGGGCUGCGACGAGGCCAUUAAGAAACACUCAUUCUUCAAAGACAUCGACUGGGCCCUGCUGGAGCAGAGACGACUCAAACCCCCCUUCAAACCACGCAUUAAGACGAGGCGUGAUGUGAAUAACUUUGACGAGGACUUCACCAGAGAAGACCCAGUGUUAACUCCCACAGACGAGGCUGUUAUCAGACAGAUCAACCAGGAGGACUUUAAGGGCUUCUCUUUCUGUGCAGAGAUACAGACAUGAGAACUCUACGGUUUACGUGUGUGUAUAAAGCCUGUGUUGAUUGGUUACAAAGUGUUGUGUCUGUAGAGAAGUCUGAAGCAUGGACCGGUGCUACUGGUUACUAUUAUUAUUACUGUCCACUGUAGUGAGAAAAACUAUACCUGGGGUCAAGUACAUCUGUCAAAUACAUUCGUAAAAUACCUGUGUUGUGCUUUAUUUGGUUUGUCUGGUACAAAGGAACCAAUAGAAUAGUCCCAAAAUUGCAAACUCCAAUGUGAAAGAAAUGCACCGCCUGAACCUGAUUAUAUAUAUUUUAUCGGUGUUUUUAUUUCUUGGCUGGAUAUGUAUUGUAUUGUUUAUUUUCUUGACUGGAGAUGUAUUUGAUUGGUUAAUAUUGUUUUGUUUGUACAGUUUGUUUCAUUUGUGUCCCACUGGUGUCCCACUGGUUCAUUUCAUCUACUUUCACCCAAUCAGAGACGAGUAGUCCUCAAUGUAGUACAGACUACCUCACUCUCACACUCUGUGUGUGUGCGUGUGUGCGUGUGUGUGUGUGUGUGUGUAUAUGUCUCUCUCUCUAUAUAUUUGUGUACGGUGUGUGUGCGUUUGUGACUUUCGUUCCCAUAGUACCCCCCCUUUGGCUGAGAGAAGCCAUUUCUCUCAGAGAGAAGCCAUUUCUCUCAGCCAAAACCACUUUUAGUUCCUGCUGCUUUUCUACAGAUAUUUCCGUUUUAUGUUCUGUUUUGUAAACUGUCAACAGUAGCUAGUGGAGGGAAUCGCACCCUUCCCUAUAUAGUGCACUACUUUAUGUACGCACACAGACGCGCACACACACACAUCCACACACACUCUAAGAAUAAUUGUGUAUAGUGUACAGUGUUAAAUAAAGAGGUGGUUCAAUUAGCAGGCCUGUUAGAGGCGAUGUAGUGAUGCUAUGUGCACCCCGGGGUAAAAUUGUUCCUGGUCACACUAUUUCACUGUGCCAAAUGUAGUGUAACAGCAGGAGGGGUGUCGGUUUGUCUGUCUGCUUAUAAUAAAUACUCAACUGUCAACAUGAAA